UCAAGAAAGCAAUAAACCUUUCUUUAGAUAUUUCUCCUUCUUUUCAGUUUCUAACAAUGGGGAAGAUCGUUAUGGUCAUUUUAUGGGUGAUGUCUACUGCAACGGAACUAAUGCUCAAGAAAGGAUUUGCAUGGUAUUACACAGCCUAUGACCACCGCUUACAGCUUGAUUGGGAAAAAGAAGCUCGAGCAAAGCGAGUUGGUUUAUGGGCUUCUUCAAAUCCUCAGAAGCCAUGGGAAUAUAGAAAGGAUAAACGAGAAGGCAGAUAACACUUUUUUUCCCCAUCGGAUACAAGUAAUCUUCUGCUACAUUAACCAUUUGGCACAUGUGGAAUUUAAAUGCUGUCCUAACUUUGACUCAAGACUAGGGUUCCACAGCUGAACAGAGAAAGAAACUGCAGAUUCAUCU
Rubroshorea leprosula is the source of this 408-nucleotide messenger RNA. The record is from the annotation of a GenBank genome assembly. Lineage: Eukaryota; Viridiplantae; Streptophyta; Magnoliopsida; Malvales; Dipterocarpaceae.